Neoarius graeffei (lesser salmon catfish) is the source of this 2387-nucleotide messenger RNA. RefSeq names its product ALG14 UDP-N-acetylglucosaminyltransferase subunit (gene alg14). Gene Ontology annotation, cellular component: UDP-N-acetylglucosamine transferase complex. The transcript has 4 exons. The record is from RefSeq and is a predicted model, not a curated record. Bases 417 to 1073 code for a protein of 218 amino acids. NCBI's taxonomy places the organism in Eukaryota, Metazoa, Chordata, Actinopteri, Siluriformes, Ariidae. Gene Ontology annotation, biological process: dolichol-linked oligosaccharide biosynthetic process.
CGUACUGACAUGGCGGAGUAGCUAGCUGGGCUGGGCUAGGAGGCAGCUAUCUGAUCUGUCAAACUUUAUUUCUUAAUAUUUCAUGACAUUAUCCUGACGUUUGUGUUAGAGUAACGGCGUAUCUUUUCAACUUGUCUUAAAAAAAAAUCGAAGUUUCGAUAUACUGUUGAGAGUUUUGUUGAUUUGUAAGCGCCGCAUCGCGGCUCGAUCACAAACGUGUCCUUACUUCCUACUCUAUAGGCGCUAUGAUAAUGGAUCCGGCACACUAUGUAGUGCACUACAGCACCUAGUGGAGGCUGUUUGGAGUUCGGCCUUAGCCUGAGUUUCCUCAGCUGUUACCAAAGUUGAACGCUUUUCCCCAUUACCUGAAUUUCUAGAUGACUAAACUAUCCGGCAGCAGUUAGAUAGCGAGCGUCAUGUUUGUUUCGGCAUUCUGUGGAGUUUUAUGCGGUGUGUUUCUGGCUGCAAUACUUUUCAUUUUGCGUUUAAUCACUGUGUUGCGAGCUGGUGCAGAAUGUAAACCUGCUCAGAAAGGCUCGGUGUGUGUUCUUAUUGUGGCCGGAUCAGGUGGACACACGACAGAGAUCAUUCGUCUGAUGGGAAGCUUGUCCCAAUCUUACGCCCCACGCCAUUAUGUGAUGGCAGACACUGACAAGAUGAGUGAAGACAAGAUUCGCACGUUUGAAGCAUCAAAAGAGAAAAGCAACACUGAAGCCCAGUUCACCAUUCACCGGAUCCCACGCAGUCGAGAAGUUCGUCAGUCGUGGAGCUCCUCUGUGCUCAGUACUCUGUACGCUCUGCUCUACUCACUUCCUCUGGUCUUCAGACUAAGACCUGAUAUGGUGCUGUGUAAUGGGCCUGGGACGUGCAUACCUCUGUGUGCAGCUGGAUUGCUCUUGGGAAUCCUGGGGCUCAAGAGGGUUUUGCUGGUGUAUGUGGAGAGUAUUUGCCGUGUGGAAAGCCUCUCCCUGUCUGGAAAGAUCCUUUACCACUUUGCUGACUACUUCUUUGUGCAGUGGAAGCCUCUGCAAGUCAAAUAUCCCAAAUCAGUGUACAUUGGGAGGAUAGUAUGAAAUUAAAACUUGACUUGACAGAACAUUAUUAUUUUUGUACUCCGUAUGGUACAGUGACGUAUAUUAGGCCAGAUAUAUGUACUUUUCAAUGUUGCAUUUUAUAUCGACUGUGUGGAUAAUUACAGAUGCUGUUACUGGAAUUUACGGUUUUAAAUUACAGUGAGGAACAUUGCUAUGAUUUAUGCAGUGUAUGUCCUCAUGCCCUUGUGGUUGCUUAGGUGUAGCUGACAAUCGUGUUGCAUGGGAGGAUCUGUGUUCAAUGUUUUCCUUUUUUCCUAAACGAAACAGACGGCAGAUUUGAUGUACAGAAGACUGGCUGCUGAAAAGUGCUGUCAUGAAAAAUACAAUCACUGCAGCCAAACCAAACACCACACCAUGUCAGAGUCUCCAUGUGAAACCAGCCACAUAUUUGUGGUGUUCAGUUAAAGGUUCCACCUGAAUGAGAGAGGACUGUUUCAGGCAUCCAAGUCCUCAACCAUUUGUAGUCUUUUUUUUUUUUUUUAAAUAGCUAAAUUCCUUGUGAGUGUUGUAGUGUUUUCCUCUGCCUUUGUGCUCAGUGCUCACUCUAAGAAGCUUGGAGUUGCAUUGACACUGCGGUGGGCCAAAGAAAGUGGCAUGAAUAAUUUGUAUUUUUUGCAGUUAUUUUGCUAAAAAUGUUUGUUUUAGCCCUAAUCUCAGAACACUAGAAUUAUUCAUCCAUCCGUCCAUUAUCUGUAGCCGCUUAUCCUGUACAGGGUUGCAGGCAAGCUGGAGCCUAUCCCAGCUGACUGUGGGUGAGAGGCGGGGUACACCCUGGACAAGUUGCCAGGUCAUUGCAGGGCUAACACAUAGAGACAAACAACCAUUCACACUUACGGUCAAUUUAGAGCCACCAAUUAGCCUAACCUGCAUGUCUUUGGACUGUGGGGGAAACCAGAGCACCCGGAGGAAACCCACACAGACAUGGGGAGAACAUGCAAACUCCACACAGAAAGGCCCUCAUUGGCCGCUGGGCUCGAACCCAGGACCUUCUUGCUGUGAGGCAACAGUGCUAACCACUACACCGCCGUGCCGCCCCGAAUUAUAAACAUGUGUUCAUGAUAUUUUUGGAAGCACCAACAAAACUAUUGAAUGAUAAGUACAGUUAUAAGCUUCAUGCUUGGAUAAUUAUCUGAUUGCCUUAAGGUUUUCCCUCGCUCACAUAGCUUGCUCUGGACAUGAUAGGGACACCCCUUAACAGCAGGAGUUAAAAAGUCACAGCUGAGUUACAGUGGUGGGCAAAAGUUUACAUACCCCAGCAGAAUGUUUUGUUUCUUGGCUAUUUCUAAGAGAAAU